Molecule: messenger RNA, 1573 nt
Organism: Vigna unguiculata (cowpea)
Lineage: Eukaryota; Viridiplantae; Streptophyta; Magnoliopsida; Fabales; Fabaceae
Product: Pyridoxal-5'-phosphate-dependent enzyme family protein
Source: RefSeq, a predicted model, not a curated record
UGUUUGUGGUGUUGGGAAUGGCGGUUGUGGAGCAGAGAAACACAGGGUGGAAAGGAAAAAAUGGCGCCGGUGGCAGCGAGAGGCGCAGGCGCCGUUGGUGUUGGUGUCGCAAUCUUCAUCUCAGUCGCUCUCACCACCUAUUUCAUCUGUGACCGCCGCUCCAAGAAGAAGAACAUAUCAAGGAAGAACGGGCUCGUGGAGGCCAUCGGUAACACCCCUCUCAUUCGGAUCAACAGUCUCUCCGCCGCCACUGGCUGUCAAAUUCUCGGCAAGUGCGAGUUCUUGAAUCCCGGAGGCAGCGUCAAGGACCGUGUUGCUCUUCAAAUAAUUCAAGAGGCUCUGGAAUCUGGCCAGCUACGUCCAGGUGGAAUAGUUACUGAAGGGAGUGCUGGAAGUACUGCCAUUAGCAUUGCUACUGUUGCUCCUGCCUAUGGGUGCAAGGCCCACGUGGUUAUACCAGAUGAUGCUGCCAUUGAGAAGUCUCAAAUACUUGAAGCCCUUGGGGCAACUGUUGAAAGAGUGCGACCAGUGUCCAUUACUCACAAAGACCAUUUUGUAAAUAUCGCAAGAAGACGGGCAUCUGAAGCAAAUGAGUUUGCGCUGAAACCGAAAAAUUUACAACUGAAUGACAAGGACACUGCGAAAAUAAAUGGUUAUGAAUCUGAUGGAUACCAUUAUAGCUCUCUGUUUCCUAGUGACUGCCAAGGUGGGUUUUUUGCAGAUCAGUUUGAAAACUUAGCGAACUUCAGGGCCCAUUACCAGGGUACAGGGCCUGAGAUUUGGGAACAGACCAAUGGAAAGUUAGACGCAUUUGUUGCAGCAGCAGGCACUGGUGGCACUGUGGCUGGUGUUUCUACGUUUCUUCAGGAAAAGAAUCCAGAAAUCAAAUGCUUCCUCGUAGAUCCUCCAGGUUCUGGUUUGUAUAAUAAGGUAACUCGGGGAGUGAUGUACACCAAAGAGGAGGCUGAAGGAAAAAGACUCAAGAAUCCAUUUGACACUAUAACUGAAGGAAUUGGAAUUAACAGGAUAACAAAGAAUUUUGCGAUGGUAAAACUUAAUGGCGCCUUUAGAGGCACCGAUAGGGAGGCUGUUGAAAUGGCUAGGUUUCUUUUGAAGAACGAUGGACUCUUCCUCGGGAGUUCAUCUGCAAUGAACUGUGUCGGAGCAGUUAGAGUAGCACAGGCAAUUGGCCCUGGCCAUACCAUUGUGACCAUACUCUGCGAUAGUGGAAUGAGACAUUUGAGCAAGUUCUAUAAUGCUGAAUACUUGUCUGAGCUGGGUUUGACACCGAAAGCAGCUGGAUUGGAGUUCUUAGGCAUCGAAUGAAUAGGUUUCCUCAGAGUUUUGAAUUUUUAAUGCCACUGGGUAAGUGCUUAACGCCUGCCUUGGAUGGCGGUGACCACUUAGAAGUUAGAACUGAGGGUAUUGUAGUGAUUGAUAUAGAUAGUUAGAACUGGGAGAGGUAUGUCAUUCGUUGGAAGACUUGUAAUUAGAAGUCUCCAAACUUUUGUAAACUCUACCGUGAUGACAAGGUAUUCAAAGUGAGAACUGUUAAUUUUUUUUAUCAGUAAUA